Messenger RNA from Cottoperca gobio, 3022 nucleotides. Its product is annotated as sushi domain-containing protein 6. The record is from RefSeq and is a predicted model, not a curated record. Gene Ontology annotation, biological process: DNA damage response. The coding region runs from base 1 to 993 and encodes 330 amino acids. The transcript is spliced from 5 exons. NCBI's taxonomy places the organism in Eukaryota, Metazoa, Chordata, Actinopteri, Perciformes, Bovichtidae.
AUGAGUCAGGGGCGAAAGCAGCCGAAAAGCUCCCACUUGUUGCUGAGGCAGGAGCGUCAGCUGACGGGCGGAGAGCUACAGUAUUGUUCAUCUUCACUUCACGUCCUCGCAUCUGUCGGUAAACACAGCGAGGAGCUCCUCUGCAGGCUCUACAGACGCUUCCCGCUCCAUCACACCGCUGCUGCCUCCGCCGCGGCUCUCAGGAAGUCUGCUUUGAUGUCUGCGUCGGUCCUGUAUCCAUCGUCGUGUGGACGUGUCAGUCUGGUGUGUGGACUCCUCCUCCUGGCCUCCUCACCGCUCCUCACGGCAGGCCGACUGAGUAACUGCACUCACCCACUGGUGCCAGAACAUGGAGGUUUCCGGUGUGAUCCGUCACCGUGCCGAGGUUUCCCCCACAAGAGCUCCAUCCACUUCUUCUGUGAGCCCGGAUACCACGUCAACAACAAGGUCCGUGUGUCCAGGUGCCGCCACGGGAGGUGGCAGCCUCCGAUACCUGCCUGCAUCCCCAUCAGAGAGGGUCCAAAGAUGAACUCUGAUGACGGAGUGAACGACUCGAUGCCCAGCAUGGCCACAACGGCGGUGGGCGUGUCCAUCUUCCUGCUCACCACUACUGCCUGCCUGGUCGUCAAGUCCCGCCUCUUCCCCUGUCAAUCACACAGCAGCCGUCGCUCUUCAGACCAGCUGGACCUGAUGGAUGGACUUCCUGUCUCCCUCCCCUCCUAUGAGGAGGCGGUUUACGGCAGCUGGGGGCAGCGCCUCCCCGCCUGCUCAGCGCCGGGACCCACCCAGCUCCUAUUGGCUCAGGAGGCUCCCAGCUGUCACCCGUCGUCUCUUAUCAACCAAUCGGACGGCAGUCACCGCCCGCUCCUGUCCAGCCCCGGCAACCCCCCGCCCCCUUACGAGGAGGUCCAGUCAUCGCUGCACAGAGACAGGAUGAGUGACGGGGACGUCCGGCAGCUACAUGUUGCAUUUUCAGAUGACAAGGACACUUGACUGACAGACUGUGGGGUUCAUAUGUGACUACAUGUUGUUUAGCAAUGAAGCAUUUUGAUUGACAGCUGCAGUGGUUACUCUGCAGAUGGAAAAUAAAGAAAAAAAAACACAGACUGACCGCAGAUUCCUGCACCUUUCCUGGUUGGUUGCAGCUCACCAGCAUCAGGACACUCUGUCCAAUCACACGCUAGUUUAGAUGAAGCUGAUAAGCCCUGGUCGGCCUCUUGUGAGGUCACAAAGAUCUGACAGAAGAGGACUUAAGUUCCUUUAUACGUGAAAUGUUGAUUGAAUAAUGUGUUGUGUGAAUUUAAGUGACAGAGGAGCAGGUUAACCUUCAUAUCCUGAAUGCCUUGUUUUUAGUGUGAUGAGAAUGUAUUUCAUUGUUUAUAAUAGGUGUGUGUGUGUGUGUGUGUGUGUGUGUGUGUGUGUGUGUGUGUGUGUGUGUGUGUGUGUGUGUGUGUGUGUGUGUGUGUGUGUGUGUGUGUGUGUGUGUGUGUGUGCGUGUGCGCGCGCUCAGUGUUGCUCUGGAGACGUCGUCCAUCCUUCCCGUCAGUACGGACCGAUUGUGCCGUUUCAAAAACCCUGUGUGUUUCCACGGCAACAGACUCUAUUCCACUUCUGUCUGAUUCUAUCUCUUGUAGAAACGUUUCUCUCGUGUUGUUGUUGAAGCCAGCGUGGUGGAAGAAGUACUCUGAUCUGUUACUUAAGUAAAAGUACUCAUACCACACAAGUCCUGCACUCAGAAGCUUAGUGAAGUAAAAGUAUGCAUCAGCAGAGUGUAGGCUACAAGUGAAAGUGUGCAGUAAAAAUGUUCCUGUCAGUGAUUUUCUAUUAUAUAUGAUGUUUUUGGAUUAAUAUUACUGCUGCAUUAAUGUGUAUGUUGCUUUUUCAAAAGUUUAUUUAGAUUAAGAAGUCUUCUCAACACGUAAAGCAACACUUCAUCCUUCAGUCUAUCACAAACAUCAACACAUCUGGAGGUACAUGGUUUUCACUGGACAGAGAGGAGAUGAGAAACUGGAAUCUGAAAAGUAGCUAAAGCUGUCAGAAAAAAGUAGUGGAGUAAAAAGUAGAAUCUUGACUUCUGAGGUGAAGUGGAGUAGUGAAGUAGAAAUCUGCAUACAAUGGAAACAUUUAUGUAAAGAUCCUCAGAUGUGUACUUAAGUACAGUACUUCAUUAAGUGUACUUAAGUACAGUACUUCAUUAAGUGUACUUAAGCACAGUACUUCAUUAAGUGUACUUAAGCACAGUACUUCAUUAAGUGUACUUAAGCACAGUACUUCAUUAAGUGUACUUAAGUACAGUACUCCAUUAAGUGUACUUAAGCACAGUACUUCAUUAAGUGUACUUAAGUACAGUACUUCAUUAAGUGUACUUAAGUACAGUACUCCAUUAAGUGUACUUAAGUACAGUACAUCAUUAAGUGUACUUAAGUACAGUAUAUCAUUAAGUGUACUUAAGUAAAGUACUUCAGUAAGUGUACUUAAUUACUUUCCACCACUGCUGUGCAGACACUCAGGUAACAGAUGGUGACACAAACAGCCUGACGUGAGACUUAUUUUCAGCAGAUAUUUGGAGACCUGCUCAGAAAUCCUUGGUCUUAGUCUUUGAGUGUGUCUCCAGUGUUCAUUCAGUGGUGUUAUAGUAUUAAAGUAUUCCGAUUCAUUUAAAUGUACAGUGAAAAAUCAUAUUGAAACAAGUGUACAUUUAUUUGCCCUGGUGGCAUCGGUGCAGACACAUUGGUGCUUUUAAUAGCGUUCAUUCCACAAUCUGCAGAAACCCCCCCAGGACCAGAAAAGCUGAACGUGAUCAAACAUUGACUCGUGUGUCCUCGGCUCCUCUGGCUGCUCUCUCACACUCUUUAACCUCUGCAGAGCCACUGACGCCUUCACAGACCUUGAAUGUAUUUUAUGUUUCAUUUUGUGGCAACACAUCUUAACUAUUAUAUGGAUUGUAAUAUUUACAGAGAUUAUUUGUACAUUGAAUUAUUGCACAGAAUGAUAUGAUUAAUAAAUGUGGAGAUGUUUGACA